CGCACAUACAGUGUGUGCCAACCCUUGCCCUCCACUCCACACGUUAUUCAUGUGUUAGCAGUGUUUUUGGUGUAAAAUGUCUGUCGUAUUGUUGGUGUGAAUGAGUUAUAUAUUGUGUGAAACCCUUUGAGUUGAUAAUCAUUGUGUCCAAUGAAUUAUGUCGACAAUAAACUCGUUGUUUAGCUUAACGUCACCCGUAGUUAAAAAGCUGUUGGGUUGGAAACAGGGGGACGAAGAGGGAAAGUGGGCCGAAAAGGCGGUCUACUCUUUGGUGAAGAAGUUGAAGAAACAGAAGGGAGCGGUGGAAGAGUUGGAAAGGGCUCUCUCACAACCGGGUCAGCCCAGCAAAUGUGUUACGAUUCCCCGAUCUCUCGACGGACGACUACAGGUGUCGCAGAGGAAGGGAUUGCCGCACGUUAUCUAUUGUCGACUCUGGCGAUGGCCAGACCUGUCCAGUCAUCACGAGCUCAAAGCCAUUGACAUUUGUCAGUACGCCUUCAGUCUUAAGAAGGAUGAGGUCUGCGUAAACCCCUACCACUACCAGCGCAUCGAAACCCCAGCCCUCCCACCAAUACUAGUGCCUCAGACCCCUCCGCCCGGGUAUAUGAGCGAAGACGGCGACAAUCAGGAUCUCAAUGGCACCGAUAAUAUGGACACUUCCCUUAUCUCAUCGCCAUCUCCACCAUUGGAUGUCCAACCGGUGACAUAUACGGAGCCGGCGUUCUGGUGCUCCAUCUCAUACUAUGAACUCAAUACCCGUGUGGGCGAGACUUUCCACGCCUCCCAACCCUCACUCACUGUCGACGGCUUCACCGAUCCGUCCAGUUCUGAGCGCUUCUGUUUGGGUCUUCUCUCUAAUGUCAACCGAAACGCUAUCGUUGAACAGACGCGAAGACAUAUCGGUCGAGGCGUUCGGCUUUACUAUAUAGGAGGGGAAGUGUUUGCUGAAUGUCUCAGUGAUAGCAGUAUUUUCGUUCAGAGCCCUAAUUGUAACCAAAGAUAUGGUUGGCAUCCGGCGACGGUCUGCAAAAUACCUCCGGGCUGUAAUCUUAAGAUAUUCAACAAUCAAGAGUUCGCUGCACUGUUGGCACAGUCGGUGAGUCAGGGCUUUGAAGCGGUGUAUCAGUUGACCAGAAUGUGUACAAUAAGGAUGAGCUUUGUUAAGGGUUGGGGAGCGGAGUAUAGGCGCCAAACGGUCACAUCGACUCCCUGUUGGAUUGAACUCCAUCUGAACGGUCCGCUCCAGUGGUUGGAUCGGGUGUUGACUCAAAUGGGUUCCCCGCGAAUCCCCUGCAGUUCAAUGUCAUAACACUUACAUCACAAACAAUACUGAAAUGAAAUUUAAAUCCCAAACACAUUAUUAGCUCCUAUUCUUCGCUUACAUUCAUUUUAUUUGCAGCUUUUAGUGACUUAUAAUCACAUCUUUAAAGACAUUAUAUUAAUAUAAUAUAUAUUUGAUAUUAAAACACGAAAAUAUUGUUUUUUUUAAUUAUGAAAUAUUUGUUUAAUCCAAUUAUGUUUGAAAUACUGACUUUGAUUAUGAAAUCAAUUCUUCAAUAUUUGUUGCCUUUUAUUUGAACGAAAAUUUCGUUUUUAAACUUCUU
This is a messenger RNA of Medioppia subpectinata, 1604 nucleotides long. Lineage: Eukaryota; Metazoa; Arthropoda; Arachnida; Sarcoptiformes; Oppiidae. The record is from the annotation of a GenBank genome assembly.